Messenger RNA from Solanum pennellii, 1127 nucleotides. RefSeq lists its product as uncharacterized. The transcript is spliced from 6 exons. The coding region runs from base 324 to 926 and encodes 200 amino acids. The record is from RefSeq and is a predicted model, not a curated record. NCBI's taxonomy places the organism in Eukaryota, Viridiplantae, Streptophyta, Magnoliopsida, Solanales, Solanaceae.
GAAAAUUACAAAAAACCAGAAAACAGUGGGAAGGACAAGAAAAGGGGGUUAGAGAGUAGCAAAAAGACACAAAGAUUAACACUUGUAUAGAAGACAAGUGCACCUAUUUUGAGGAAAAUUCAAGAACCCCAUUUCAUUUUAAGGGGAAAAGAGAUGAUCUUUGUAUAUAUAUUGGACAAUUCAUUGAUUUUUUCAAUAAAAAUCUCAUCUUUUUGAGUCACUAAGGCUAAAGAAGAAGGAGGAGAAGAAAAAAAGAUGAUCUCUUUAGUCUGUUGAUAAAAUCUGGUUUGGAGUAUCAGUAUCUAAGCCAUAGAUCUUGAGAUAUGGAUAAAUUACAGUGGGGAAACAGAAAAAGACUUAGGUGUUUUAAGGUGAAAGAUUCAACUUCAAAUGGGAAAUCUGAUGGAGGAAGAAGUCUUGUGGUGAAGAAGAAAAUUACAUCUAGAGUUGUUGAUAAUAACAAGGAAUCUGGUCAUCUUCCUCUUCCUGUGUCUUCUCCUCAUAGGCUUAACAGGGAUUUGGGUGUGAAUAGUUCUAACGCAAAUGAGCAUCGUAAGAUAUCAGUGUCAUCCCCUGAGAAGGAGGAUCGGUAUUAUACGACGAGAGGGUCGGUUGGCGUGGAAGAUAGUAACAAGCUGUUCAUGGAAGCAAGGGAGGAAAAGAAAAAGACAGUUUGGCCAAAAUUGGUCAUCACAUUGUCAAGUAAAGAAAAAGAAGAAGAUUUUAUGGCAAUGAAAGGUUGCAAGCUUCCUCAAAGGCCUAAGAAAAGGGCUAAGUUGACACAAAGAACCAUUCUUUUGGUGCAACCUGGUACAUGGUUGCAAGAUUUGUGCCAAGAAAGGUAUGAAGUGAGAGAGAAGAAGACCUCUAAGAAGAAACCAAGAGGAUUGAAAGCUAUGGGAAGCAUGGAAAGUGAUUCAGAAUGAAAAUGUGGUGAAGAUAAGUGGAGGAAAGAAAAUUGUGUAUUUUGGCAUAUUAAUAUUAUUAUAUUUUGCUUUUUUAAUUUUAGGUUCAUCUUUGGAAAAUGAAUGCUUUUUUUAGGGGUUCUUAUUUUAUAACAUAUAAAUGUUCAAUGAUGUUAUCCUUUAUUUAUCUUUUGCUUCUAUUUCUUCUCAUUUAAACCUCUC